UUAGAAGAGGAAGCGGACGUCCUCAGAACAACACGGAGCUAACAAAGCUAUCGGGGACGAGCAUCCGUCCGCAGACUAAACAGCCGCUUUACCCUUCGGUUUGCUCCGCAGACGGUCUGACAGUCUGAUAAAGCGCCUCGGUUCGACAGCGUACUGCUCACGCUGGAGGCCGGGCCGCUGUCAUGUUGACCGGCCCGCGUCAUGUUGACCGGGCCGGUGCUUUUGGAGGCUCUCUCUUCCUCCGGGCUGAUGAUGUCGGUGGGACUCGCUAGUGUCGCAUAAGCUCCGCCGCCGCCGCUGCUUCACAAGUUGGCUGUUGUUGGACGCUCAGCUCGGGGUAACUCAUCUCUUUCACACCCUGAAUGACGAUUCCCGGCAUGUCCCAGGACUCCUCACAGGGUGCAGGGGAAGGGGGCGGGCUGGUACACUCUAAAGAGACCCCCGGGUCCCCAGAUGCUUCUGAGUUGGGGAGCCCGCGCUGCACACCAAACUUUGACCUCUUCAACAUGGUUGUGUCCUACAAGAGAAUGGCUCUGUUUCUGGAGCCAGUUACAGAUGCGGUGGAGCUGACGCGCUUCCUGCUCGGAUGGAGGAUGCCCGUGUGCUCUCUGCUCGUCUGUGUAUUGCUCAAUGUGUUUUUCUGCACUGUUAAUGAAGUGGGUUGGUUCACAGUGGGUGUGGUGGCUAUGUGUGUGCCUGCUGCCCUGGGUUACCUGCAGGACAGGUGUGUGGGCAGAGCCUCAGAAGAUGAGCUCCAGAGGAGGCGCUACUUCGCUGUGCACCGCAGAGACCUGCAAACAGUGCAUCUCACCAAACAGGAGGCCAUGCUGGAAGUCAAAGACCUGCUGAAGCACCUGGAUGACAUGCUGUCCUCUGCCUGUGUGUCGGCAGAAGCUAUUUACAAGGUCCUAUACUGGGAUAAUCACACCAAGUCAUCAAGGUUCUAUGGAGGGAUGUUAAUAUUGGCGUGUCUGAUCUACGUUGCUCCUGUGAGCUGGGUGCUCGCUGGGCUCAACAGCACCAUCUUCCUGUGGAACAGAGAUUUCUGCAGAGUUUUGUUGGACCUCAAGAAGCUUUCCCACAUGGGCCAAGCCCGGUCCUCAGACGGGGUGUGUGAAGAGCAGGAGCAGGGCAACUUGUUGGACAGGACCCCCACACCAACUAGUCUGGAGGACAUUACUCCUGGCAGCGUGGAGGAAGCUGAGGAGGCGGAGCCUGAUGAUGAAUUCAAGGAUGCCAUUGAGGAGCAUUCAAUGUCCCUGCAGGAGGAUGAUGACGGACCGCUCGGAGCACCUGAGUAUGACACCAUCUCUGAAAAUGGACUGUUGAGCCGCAAUGAACCAAUACGCAGCAAGGUGUCCAAACUGACAGAGAAACUGCGUAAACGUUACCCAACAACCAGCACAGGCAACUGUUCUAGCUGCAAUGCCGUCUUCUCGGUGCUGAAGAAAAGGAGGAACUGCAGUAACUGUGGCAACAGCUUCUGUUCCCGAUGCUGUUCCUUCAAGGUGCUGAGGUCUUGCAUGGGGGCAACAGCUCCAGAGGCCCAGAGGGAGACUGUGUUUGUCUGUGCUGCCUGUAAUUCCUCUCUCAUCAAGUUACAAUGAGAUGGCGUGUUGCUCUUGUCUCCCAGUGGCCGGCUGGAGGCCAUUCACCGUUCGCCCCCGAGCCCUACUCCAAGUUACUGGAACCCUAACAAAUGCCUUGGUUUUCAAGUUAAGGCACCUAUAUCUGUCAAGAUGCCUCCCUUGGUGAACUCCCCGGAUCCCUCUUUAACUACUCGUGUUGCUUAUGGGACUUCUACUGUACUAUGUUAAAUAUUUCCUGUUUCGACGCUCAACUGGACUGAACUGGACCUUAUGAAUCAAUGAGACUUUCUACAGAGCACAAUGGCUCCAAAUUAACGGACCUUUUCCCUUUGCUGAGCAGAGGGAGGUGCAAAGCAUGCAGGGUGGAGGCCAGGAGUGGGCUCGUAGUGUACGGUGAUGUCAAUGGUAUUGCUUUUACAUGCUCGCCACGAAGCUGAUUCCACUUGAAUGUUGACAUCUUCAGCCCUGUGUAGCAGUUUAACUGUACUGUAAUGCUGAGAGGACUCUUCUGUAUCAACGAGACUAAGACUGCGUGUUAACAGUUGGGUGAUUAAUGCGAUGGUGUGAGCAGAGGCUGGCAGUGUCAAUUUGCUGUGGUCAGAUAAAAUUAUGGACGUACGACCAAAAGAAGCUCUACAUUUGGCUUUGAUUGCCACGGUGUGCACAGGCUGGCCAACCACAAACCACCUGCAGCUGGUCAACAAUGUCAUGUGAUCAAGUGUUUGGGGACAAGGCUUUUGGUUCUUGUUUUAGUAGUUUGGUGUGUCUGCUAACACUGAAACCCACAUGCUCCUCUUGUUGGUAAGAACGUGUAUAGGGGUAUUUUGAGCAAACUUUGAUGUGUUUGCAGUUCUGCCUCAGAAAUAGUUGGAAAGUCACUAAUUUCAGGUUUGCUUCGUUAAAUGCCGUUCUUACCAGCUAGAGGAGCUUAUAGGACAUAAGGGGAACAGACACUGACCACUCUGUAACAGUAAACUGAAAAUGCAUGGCCUGCAAUGAAUCGCAUUAUAUUUUUGACAAGUUGCCGGUGAUGGUUUUCUGGAGGGCAGUGAACAAGGCUUUGUGAACAUUUGGACAAGUUUGUUUAGCGGACCAGCUUGAUGUUUUUAUAAUGAUCAAAUUGCUUCAUUUUGGUCGUUAUUUGUCCUGUGUUGACGGUGUCACAUUAGGUUUUUUUGGAAUACAGCAGCAGCCCAUGUGUUAAAAAAACAACAACAGCUCGAGGUCCCUGGAGCAUGUGCUUUCCCUCUAACUGGAUCAAAGUGGACCCAACUGGAUUAACGUAGUUUGAAUGGACUGAGCAACCAGCUGAAGUUGUCAUCAGAGCCUCACACUCUUGAAAGCGGGACUUAAAAGAAUUAAUGUGGAGGCAUUAUAACCCAAAAUGUGGAUCUUGGUGGUAAAGUUGUUUUAAUCAUGAUUCAGACACAGAUGAUUGUAAUAGUUUGCUUUGCUUUUAUUGUAAUCAUAUAUAAACGGUUCUAAUAUAUUUAAUUUAAAACUCCAGAAAGUGCAAGUUAUUAUUUGACCUAAUGAUUCAUUCUGUACAUACCGCCCCUUAUUUUAUGGAUGAGAUAUACCAUUAUUGAAAUAAACUCUGUGAUGAUUUGAUUAACUUCCAGUCACAAGUGGUA
Messenger RNA from Morone saxatilis (striped sea-bass), 3223 nucleotides. It is a transcript of the gene zfyve27, whose product is annotated as zinc finger, FYVE domain containing 27. The transcript has 13 exons. NCBI's taxonomy places the organism in Eukaryota, Metazoa, Chordata, Actinopteri, Moronidae. Gene Ontology annotation, molecular function: metal ion binding. The record is from RefSeq and is a predicted model, not a curated record. Gene Ontology annotation, cellular component: growth cone membrane; endoplasmic reticulum tubular network. The coding region runs from base 363 to 1607 and encodes 414 amino acids. Gene Ontology annotation, biological process: neuron projection development; protein localization to plasma membrane; endoplasmic reticulum tubular network formation.